Mobula hypostoma (lesser devil ray) is the source of this 3966-nucleotide messenger RNA. RefSeq names its product transcription factor Dp-2-like. Gene Ontology annotation, biological process: regulation of transcription by RNA polymerase II; regulation of cell cycle. NCBI's taxonomy places the organism in Eukaryota, Metazoa, Chordata, Chondrichthyes, Myliobatiformes, Myliobatidae. Bases 537 to 1883 code for a protein of 448 amino acids. Gene Ontology annotation, cellular component: transcription regulator complex; nucleus. The record is from RefSeq and is a predicted model, not a curated record. Gene Ontology annotation, molecular function: RNA polymerase II transcription regulatory region sequence-specific DNA binding; DNA-binding transcription factor activity, RNA polymerase II-specific. The transcript has 13 exons.
GCCUGGCUGGAUGUUGUUACAUUGAAGCUCCCUCAUUUUGUGUUUGUAUUAAUUUUUGUUUUAUUUGAAACAUUUAAUUGGCGGCUGAUUCUCUUAAUAAUAUCUACGUUGAAGUAGCGCAUGAAAUUUCAGGACUUUUUUUUGGAAAGGAUUUAUUAAAAGAAGAAAAUCGUCUUUAUUUCUCAAUAUACAAAUAUUAGAAAUGAGUGUUUUUAAGAACAAAAGUUUGUUUCUGUUUUGACAUCGUAGUUCGACGUUUCCUUUUCGUUUUUCCUUGUGAAUCCGGAAAUCUAAUUGAUAGAGGGCUAGUGUAGAGGUUUUCUGUUUUUGUUUGAAACCUCUCCGUCUUUGGCAGGAGCUGGUGACAGAUUGUGCCAGCUGAUUGCUGCCAACUUCCCGGCGACUUCUUGGAGCAGAUAGAGUGAUGGAUACUAUCGUGGUGUAAAAGAAGUCACGUGCUAAAGUGCAAUUUUCUGUUCGUGGUUGAGGGCCUUGGAGAGUUUUGGAUCCAGCGCACCUUGUUUGGUGCAGGUACAAUGGCAAAACAUGUUGCGAUAAUUAACACAACUGGAGAACUGAAAGAAUACACAGACCAGAACCUUUUUCCAGUAAAGGAUAGUAUAUCCAUGGUCGCAGCAUCUGUUUCCAACAUCGUCUCUCAAACCAAGAUCUUGCCCAAAACCUUAGGCCUAGCAAACGUGAAUGUUGCACCCCAAAUGAUCAUAAGCACACCACAGCGACUGAACAACACUGGAAGUGUUCUGAUCGGAAGUCCUUACACCCCCACGCCAACGAUGGUUACCCAGAGUCACAUAACAGACACUUCUGGAUGGGUUUCAGGGAGCAGAAAACGUACUCAUGAAUUUAUUGAAUCUGAUUUUUCAGAAAAUAAGCGAAGCAAGAAAGGGGAAAAGAAUGGGAAGGGCCUACGGCACUUUUCAAUGAAAGUAUGUGAAAAGGUGCAGCGGAAAGGAACGACUUCUUACAAUGAGGUGGCUGAUGAGUUGGUGGCCGAAUUCAGCAAUUCCAAUAACCAUAUGUCUUCAGAUUCUCAGGCAUAUGAUCAGAAGAACAUACGGCGCCGUGUUUACGAUGCUCUGAAUGUGCUAAUGGCUAUGAACAUCAUUUCAAAAGAGAAGAAAGAAAUCCGAUGGAUCGGGCUUCCCACAAAUUCCGCUCAGGAAUUCCAGAACCUUGAGGUGGAGAAGCAGAGGCGAAUAGAGCGAAUCAAACAAAAAAGGGCUCAACUAGAAGAAUUGAUACUACAGCAAAUCGCAUUUAAGAACCUGGUACAGAGGAAUCGACAAUUGGAACAACAGACGCAGAGUCCCCCUGCACCGAACUCGACUAUUCAGCUGCCUUUCAUCAUAGUCAACACCAGCAAAAGGACUGUCAUCGACUGCAGCAUCUCCAGUGAUAAGUUUGAAUAUCUCUUCAACUUUGACAACACCUUUGAGAUUCAUGAUGAUAUUGAAGUUCUGAAACGUAUGGGAAUGUCCUUUGGCUUGGAAUCCGGCAAAUGCACUCCAGAAAAUUUAAAAACUGCAAACUCAUUGGUGCCAAAGGUAUUGCAGCCGUACAUUGCAGAAAUGGCAGAAGGAACAUCCUGGGCAAACAGUGAAGUGCCUUCAGAUCUAGUGCAGACUGCCUCCGCUCUGUCAACAACUGGAUCUGUUUCACAGUCAAGUGUAAACCCUGGGUUUUCAUUGGAUGUAGAAGUUGCCUUAGCAACAGGACAGUUUCUUGCUCCACAGAGUCACCACUCAAGCAGCGUCGCAUCGCACUUUGAAUCACGAGGUGAAACACCAUGUUCGUUUAAUGACGAUGACGAAGAUGAUGACGAUGAUGAAGAUGACUGCUCUUCGCUUGUUGAAGGAGAGUAAGGAGGGUGCUGACAUACUUCUCAAGCUGCUCAUGUGUGCUUUUAAUGAAGCUGUACUGUACUAUGUUUCACCAUCCGCUCUUGUCAACUUUGUGACUGACCCUAGCAAACUGUAAGCUGAGGGGAGAAUAAUAAACACCAAUGCUGUGUGAAUGUACGGAGUUCUGUGAUGCAGCCUCGAGCUUGUUGCUACACAUUUUUACAUCCAGUAAAAAAUGAUCCAAAGUUGAUUGGCUGGCACAGUUUUAAUAGCUGCUACUUUUUUUUUUGUUCUGGUUUGUUUUACCUUUCAAUCUUGCCCUUGACCAUUUCUACCUUUUAGGAAAGCCGUGAGGUAGACAGCCCGGUUGUUCCAGUGUUGAAGUUAUAAAUGUGCUUGUUGUGGGUGAUGUUUGGAGUUUGGAGGUGUGCUGAGGUGACAAAUUGCUUUAGUUAUAUUCCAAUUUUUACAUUGUUGAGGCUAGUGGAGCCCAUGGAGACGUUGAGGCGGUGAAGUAUUUGGAGCAAGUAACAUAAACUUCCUCACGUGUUUGCCCAUAUUAAAAACAAGAGACUCCGAUGUUGGCGGAAGCUAAUGUGUAGCAUCCAUUUGGAAGGAUCUCUAUUCCCCCCCCCCAAAAAUUUAAUUUUGUUGUCUUAAAUUGACUGUGAAUGAUUUUCUGAGUGUUGAGCAACAAAUCAACUAGCAUUCCUUUUUUUUCAAUGGCAUCCAUCCAGAAGAUGAGGAGAACAAGUUCAAGGUGUUGAUCAUGUCCAGAAACAGUGAUCAGCAACAAAUUUAAGAUGGCUGCACUCUAGCCUGUGGCUGUGCUGAUUGAUCUGAUGAGAUGUUUCUCUGUACUGAUUCGAAAGGUGCCAACUUUCAUCCCUAGAAUUAGCUAAUCCUCAAGUCACUGCGACUGAUCUCCAGUCUCAAUUAGAGGAUUGGUUAGACUUAGCUAUCCUGAUCUCUGUUCAGCAAAUUCCACGCAGAUCUACUUGUUCCGAGAUCGGGCAAGAUUAGAAUCAGCCCAGAAGAGGUGUAGUCAAAUAAUUUUAGCAACAGUCAGUUGUAGAGGAUCACUAGUGAAUUAUCAUCCUUAUGUGGAGGAACCAGGGGAUGACUGGGUCCAGAGAGCAAGAGCCGAACAAGAAGCAUUUUCAGGUAGAGGAGAAAUAAAAUAAAAUAACAAGUAGUGUAAGGAAUCACUUUAUUACUGACUUCCAGCUUAUGUACAUUGAAUGAUGGCAAAAGCGGCCAUCUUUCUCGGAUGUAACUUUUACUCUUUCACAGAAUAAUAUCAGAUAAAAUACAGGUUCUGCCUGAUGCACCGGGCAGAAUAAUUGCUGAAAUUCAAAUAAUUUACAGCCGUGCGUUCAUGCACCAACCUCUCCUUUCAGAGUCUGUCAUCUGCAGAUGUAAACCUUGAUGAACUCAAUGAGGGUGAAUUGAUUAUGGGCAUUUGUGGAGAACAGGCAUCAGCGUAUCAGACAGCCCUCUCUAGGUCACACGCCAUUUACUAUUGCAGCGACCACAUAACAGAAGGGCUGUGAUAAGCUGUCGUUUGUUACUGUCUGUCUGUUCGAAUAUCCAAGACCAAUUUCAAUCCUUUUGUGUUCUCCUUUUGUAAAUAAUUAGCCAUGUUCUUAAUUUUUCAUUGAAGUUUUAUAUCCACUUGGUAGAAAUCUGUUCACCGUGUGUAUAUUUAUAUAUAUAAAGAAAUCUGUUGUGCUACAAGUGACAUGUUAUGAUAUACAUACCUUUUGGUAUGGUUUAAAACAAGGACAUCAUUAUUGACUGUGCUAAUGAACAUACCUGCAUGGCCUUUGGUGAUGAUUCCUGUUUUAUCAGGGCGAAUAUUUCCACGAUAAACUUUUAAAAAAUUGUAUUGUAGAACAUGGAAUAAAAUAAUUUAAAGACAAUCAAAUGUAAAGCUUCUUCACUGACUGGUGUGGACUGCACAGGAUUGAAGUAAGCUGCAGAAAGUUGUGAACUCAGUCAGUUCCAUCAUGGGCACCAGCCUCCCCAGCAUACAGGACACCUUCAAAGAAUGAUGCUCAAAAAAAAAGGCAGCAUUCAUCAUUGAAGGCUCCCAUCACCCAGG